Messenger RNA from Penicilliopsis zonata CBS 506.65, 797 nucleotides. RefSeq lists its product as hypothetical. NCBI's taxonomy places the organism in Eukaryota, Fungi, Ascomycota, Eurotiomycetes, Eurotiales, Aspergillaceae. The record is from RefSeq and is a predicted model, not a curated record. The transcript has 2 exons. The coding region runs from base 138 to 551 and encodes 137 amino acids.
AGGCGCGAACUACGAAGAAGGUUUUGCUCUGUAUUGGUGGACACUUGAGAUCCCUGUCAAUCAGUUCACUACAGCAUGUAGUGGAUUUCCUGGUCGCUGGAUGGUGUGUUUGCUGCUUAUCUGCUCUGGACUGGACUAUGAAGGGCCGCAGUCAGGCAGACAAACGCUGCCUGAGGAACCAAGCAAACAAACAGUGCAAACACCAGCCACGUGAGUGUUGUGAGACCGAACGUAAAAGGAAGGUGGUGGGAAGAGGCAAAAUACAAGGCAGAAGGUCGACGUUCCUCUUGUUCCUCGCGCUUUCCUCCUAUUCCACAGCAAGUCCACGUUGCAGUCCUAGCUCUCCAUCAAGAUCACAGAGGGCUCCCCCUGUUCCUGGACCGUGGUUAACGGGAAGUCUGACUGAGGCUCUCUGCGGUCUUCUCGCACACCAGGCAGUCAGUCGUCUUAUUGUCUUGAGCAGGUCGACUUUUCGUCCACCCGAGGCUUCCUGCGUCCCCUAUCCACAGGAUUCCCCUAUGCAAGCCUACCACAUUCAAUAUGACAUAUAGCGGUGCCCCGCCCGUUCUUCAGCGAGCACUGAACUCAAGAUCACAUAGGGCAAAAUCUAGGACAUGGUAGAACCAACUGUCGGAUGAUCUACCAUUUCCGAGCAUAUAAACGCCGGGGAUAGGCCAGGAGAAGCCUGAAUCGUUAGGGUUCCCUUCGACCCGAGAUCAAAACCGAUGUAUCGACGAAACCAGAGCUACGACGGAGAUCAGCAGCGUUGGCAAUGCUUCUACAAUCAAGGACUUUCU